UCUAACCCUAACCCCAACCUCAACCCCAUAUUGUUUUGUCUGCUUUCUCGCCCAUGGCCCCAUUCUCCAUUUCUUUUUCUUCAGAGUGAGUGUUUGUGAGUGAGUGACUGUGAUGUGUUUGAAAAUAUUAGUGAAAGAGAGAGAGAGUGUACUCUUUUUUUGUGCUGCCUGUCAUGGCACUACAAAUCCCACGUUUUCCUCAGUCUGCCUUUACCUUCUUUGUUCAUCAUAGUUUCUUCAAUUAAUUUCCCUUUUUUUUCUUCUUUUCUUGUUCAAUAUAAUUGUUUGUGUUGUUUGAUAAUAUAAUUAUACAUGUACUUCGGGGAAAAUAAAAAAAUGUCAAGCUCCCACAAUUCUGCACCAGAACAACUCUGCUACAUCCCUUGCAACCUUUGCAACAUCAUUCUUGCGGUCAAUGUUCCAUGCAACAGCUUGUUUGAAACAGUAACAGUCAGAUGUGGGCAGUGCACCAAUCUCUGUUCAGUAAACCUGGCAGCUUCCUUUCAAUCAAGGGCUGGAAAAGAUGUACAGGUGCCUAAUUACACAUCAUCGGAGUACAGAAUUGACUUAGGGUCUUCCUCCAGGUGCAAGAACAAGUUACCAAAGCGAGCAACAACUAUAAACACUACCACUCAAGAAAGGGUUGUUAAUCGACCUCCUGACAAGAGGCAUAGGGCUCCUUCAUUGUACAAUCAGUUCAUCAAAGAGGAGAUACAAAGGAUCAAGCUGAACAAUCCUGAUAUCACUCACAGGGAGGCAUUUAGCACUGCUGCUAAGAAUAGAGUUUUGUGUUUGUGUGAUUUGGGGUUGUCAACUACAGUGGGCUCGCUUCCCUCACAUUCAUUUUGGACUGAUGCUGGAGACUGACAAUCAACCUAAGCUGAAUGAUGACUCAACUGAGCCAUUCCAUCAGCUGCUUAAGUGAAUAAAUGGCUAUUGAUAAUUACUAAAAUGUUAUAAUAUAUAUAUAUAUAUAUAUAUAUAUAUAUAUUAUACCUAUAAAUAUGUAUGUUGUUGAAAUAAAAGGCUUUCGUUAUGAGAGCUGUAUCAACUUAUAAUUUGUUUGUUUAAAUGCACUUUGCUUUAUUAAUCUAUGUCAUGAUUGAUGUUAUUAUAUGUAUAAGAGUUUUGAUGCAUACAUUUCAUUUUCUCUCAUAAAAAUUAUAGGUA
Gossypium arboreum is the source of this 1170-nucleotide messenger RNA. Its product is annotated as axial regulator YABBY 5-like. The transcript has 8 exons. Gene Ontology annotation, cellular component: nucleus. The coding region runs from base 313 to 867 and encodes 184 amino acids. NCBI's taxonomy places the organism in Eukaryota, Viridiplantae, Streptophyta, Magnoliopsida, Malvales, Malvaceae. The record is from RefSeq and is a predicted model, not a curated record. Gene Ontology annotation, biological process: cell fate commitment; multicellular organism development; abaxial cell fate specification.